GUUUCCUUUAUGGGUGACCCAGGUUGUUGGUAUCUCUUCAUUCUACAACUUUGGAGAUACAUCAGAAAAUAUCCACGCUGUUUUCAGAGGAGCCUGUAAGGAAACGUAGACAUUUUGCUAUGAAUUAAACACUUCAAAACUUUGACUGUAACUCGUCUGUAUAACUUUUGACAUAUACUUUAGGAAAUAUCCACGCUGGCUUUGGAAGAGCCUGUAAUGAAACUAGACAUUUUGCUAUGAAUUAAACACUUCAAAACUUUGACUGAAACUCGUCUGUAUAACUUGGGAGAUAUAUCAGAAAGUAUCCACGCUGGUUUCAGAAAAGCCUUAAGGAAAUGUUGCUAUUGAAUUAAACACCUCAAAACGUUGACUGAAGAUCCUUGGUGUGGUAAGCAAUGUCAUCAUCCAGUGACCAGGCAUGUGUCGAACGUGAAGUCUCAUCAAACUGUAUUGAACGCAACUCUAAUUUAAACAUCCAUGUACAAGCACAGACCGAUAGUGAGAAGCGUUUCCAAUGUGGAAUGUGCUUCAGAUGUUUUUCAAGAAAGAGUACCAUCAAGAUGCACAUGAGGACUCACGGUGACGCAAGACCAUUUCAGUGUGAAGUGUGCAAGAAGUGUUUUCGGUGGGGUCAUAACUUGAAGCAGCAUAUGAUGGUCCACACUGGUGCUAAACCUUUCCAAUGUGAUGUGUGUGCAAAAUAUUUCUCCAGCAAAUUCCACUUGAAGAUUCAUAAAUUAGUUCACACUGGUGAUAAACCUUACAAAUGUGAUGUCUGCGAAACAGGCUUCUCAUUGCCCGGGAGGUUACGUCGACACGCGUUACUGCACAGUGGUGUUAAGGAUUUCAAGUGCGAGUUGUGUGGGAAUGCUUUCUCGCAGAGUGCUGGCCUGAUUUCUCACAUGAAGACACACACACGCGACAAAGCGUUCAAGUGUGAGAUCUGCAAAAGGGAGUACACACGCAGCUCGUACUUGAAGCAACACAUGUUGAUUCACGACCACGGGAACGACUUCGAGUGUGUGGUGUGCGCAGAACGCUUCACGCAGCAUUCCCAUCUGAGACAGCAUUAUGUUGCUUCACACUGGUGUUAAAGACUUAAAUAUGAUGGGGGUUGGGUAGGAUGUAACCCAGUGGUAAAGUGCUCGCUUGAUGCGCUGUCGGUCUGGCAUCGAUCCCUGUCGAUGGACCUAUUGGGCUCAUUCCAGCCAGGGCACCACGACUGGUAUACCAAAGGCCGUGGUAUGUGUUAUCCUGUCUGUGGGAUGGUGUAUAUAAAAGAUCCUUUGGGAAAAUGUAGCGGGUUUCCUGUGAUGACUACGAGUGAGAAUUACCAAACGUUUGACAUCCAAGGUUGCUUCCCACUGGUGUUAAAGACGUUUAAAUGUGAUUGGUGGGGGGGGGGGGGGGG
Messenger RNA from Gigantopelta aegis, 1411 nucleotides. RefSeq names its product oocyte zinc finger protein XlCOF15-like. The record is from RefSeq and is a predicted model, not a curated record. Gene Ontology annotation, molecular function: RNA polymerase II cis-regulatory region sequence-specific DNA binding; DNA-binding transcription factor activity. NCBI's taxonomy places the organism in Eukaryota, Metazoa, Mollusca, Gastropoda, Neomphalida, Peltospiridae. The coding region runs from base 396 to 1094 and encodes 232 amino acids. Gene Ontology annotation, biological process: regulation of transcription by RNA polymerase II. The transcript is spliced from 2 exons.